CCCCUAGCACCCCUCUAACUAAACGCAAGCGAUAUGAUGUUGUGACCGGCUGCUAGAACGCCUAGAAUUUGCAUUUUACUUAGAGUUUGUUAAAUUCGCGAUGGAGUCAAGCAUUUCAACCGUGUUCAAGUGCUCACAGUGCGGGAAAGCUUACAAACAGGAGACGUGGUAUAAGAAACAUAUCUUGUCUCACAAUGUUCAUUGUUUUCCAGGUACACCGCAGGAUCAAGGUACCAAAUCUGACUCCAUGAAAAAACAAAGACCUGAAGAAAAUCUGAACAAAACAAUGGAUGUAGUUGAUGUAGUUGAUGUUGCUGUAGAAAAGGCCCUUUUAAAGCAGCUCAAGAAGGUCAAUAUCACUGAAGUGUAUGGUCGCACAGUGUCUAAAAGGAGGACUAAAUUUUCACUGUCCUAUGACAUUCCACCUCCCAACUACCUUUCUGGAAGGAAGGGAACAGCAGCUCAGAGGGAGCACUUUGCAGCUUUCCUGAAUCAAAUAACCUUCAAAACUAUGGGUAUGAAUUUCAGGGUGAAAUUUAUUCGUCAGUUAACAACAUUCGGUACAGAUGAAAACACGCAUAAGUGUUCAAAAGACAUAUUUUAUCUUGUGAGCAUCACAAGUGUUUGAUUACUGUUCUAAGUUAAUUGCAACCAAUCUACUCUACACUGUUAUCUGUGCAUUUGAUCUGGUCAUUUAUCCAGUUUUUUCUAGGAAAAUGUUAUUUGUGACUUUUUUAUUCUCAGCAGUUUAAUUUCAGACAUCAUUUACUGUCUUUUUUUGUGUGUUUAGUUCUACUUAAAGAAUUACCUCAUAUUAAAAAAAUCAAAAUUU
Messenger RNA from Frankliniella occidentalis (western flower thrips), 832 nucleotides. RefSeq lists its product as uncharacterized. The transcript has 3 exons. Lineage: Eukaryota; Metazoa; Arthropoda; Insecta; Thysanoptera; Thripidae. The record is from RefSeq and is a predicted model, not a curated record. Bases 101 to 628 code for a protein of 175 amino acids.